Molecule: messenger RNA, 7281 nt
Organism: Cheilinus undulatus (humphead wrasse)
Lineage: Eukaryota; Metazoa; Chordata; Actinopteri; Labriformes; Labridae
Gene: hs6st1a
Product: heparan sulfate 6-O-sulfotransferase 1a
Exons: 4
Coding region: 291-1589 (432 amino acids)
Cellular component (GO): membrane
Molecular function (GO): heparan sulfate 6-sulfotransferase activity
Source: RefSeq, a predicted model, not a curated record
GUGAGCCUGUUGUGUGGACGAGAAACCAAAGUAAAGUAAACGGGGGAGGGUCUGCUACGGGGGGGGCUUUCAGCGAGUUACAAUGCGUCUUUCACGGUGUUGAACAGUCUCGCAGAACGAUGAGCCAACUUCGCCGGUCGUUUCUCAGCGGUAUGAGCCACUCCUGAGCCCCGAAAACGAGUCGUUGUUGGCGGGGGAGAGCGAGAAUGAAGAAGCCGAGCGCCGUGCUCCGUGUCGUCGGCUUGACUGGGAAAUGGUAGCGUACUGCAGGAACCGCACUGGGAAGGAACAUGGUCGAGAGGAGCAGCAAAUUCUUGUUGAUCGUCGUCGGAUCCGUGUGUUUCAUGCUGAUUCUCUAUCAGUACGUGGCUCCAGGGGUGAUCAAUUUCGGCUCCCCGCACGGUUAUUUCACGGAGGAAGACGAGGGGGACAUCUUCCCCACUCCGGACCCCCACUACGUUAAGAAAUACUACUUCCCUGUCAGGGACCUGGAAAGGACGAUAGAUUUCCAAAUCAAAGGCGAGGACGUGAUUGUGUUUUUGCACAUCCAGAAGACCGGGGGGACUACCUUCGGAAGGCACCUGGUCCAGAAUGUCCGUCUGGAGGUCCCGUGCGACUGCAGACCGGGCCAGAAGAAGUGUACCUGCUACCGGCCGAACCGCAAGGAGACCUGGCUCUUCUCCCGGUUCUCCACCGGCUGGAGCUGCGGCUUGCACGCCGACUGGACCGAGCUCACCAACUGUGUGCCGGGGGUCCUCAACAAGAAGGAGAACAAGCAGAAAAACCAGAGAAAGUUUUACUACAUCACUCUGCUGAGGGACCCGGUGUCUCGAUACCUAAGCGAGUGGCGGCAUGUUCAGCGCGGAGCCACGUGGAAAACCUCCCUGCACAUGUGUGAUGGACGGACCCCAACGCCCGAGGAACUGCCAUCCUGCUACGAGGGCUCUGACUGGUCAGGCUGUACCUUGCAGCAGUUCAUGGACUGUCCCUACAAUCUGGCCAACAACAGACAGGUUCGUAUGUUAGCGGACCUGAGCCUGGUUGGGUGCUACAACAUGUCCACGGUUCCAGAGAAGAAAAGAGCCCAGCUGCUCCUGGAGUCGGCAAAGAAGAACUUACGGGACAUGGCCUUCUUUGGUCUCACAGAGUACCAGAGGAAAACCCAGUUCUUGUUUGAGCGCACCUUCAGGUUACGCUUCAUCAGGCCGUUCAUGCAGUACAACAGCACCAGGGCUGCAGGGGUGGACCUGGACAAUGCCACGAUCCAGCGCAUCGAGGAGCUGAACGAGCUGGACAUGGAGCUCUACGACUACGCCCGGGACCUGUUCCAGCAGCGCUACCAGUACACCCGGCAGCAGGAGAGGCGGCAGCAGCGCAUCAAGAACCACCUGCAGCAGAGCCACCAGGGCCUUGGCCUGGGCGUCAACCUGUGGCCCUCUCACAGCCGGCAGAGCGCCGUAUCCACACUGGAGGACGGGGAGGGGGAGAGGGAGGAGCGGGAGGAGGGUGAGGAAGGAGGACGAACGGAGGAGGCGGGAAGCAGACUUCCCACUGAGGACUACAUGAACCAGAUCAUCAACCGCUGGUAGCAGCAGAACGAGAACAAACACAUGGACAUGCAUAUGUAAUGUGAAACACUCACACAUACUGAACGAGUGAGGCCUGCAUCAAAGACAUUAUUGACCAACAAGCAGACUUUACUGAGCAUUCGGCUGUGGCAACGAGAGUCCAAGUGGUUGCUAUGUAGACCUGGGCAUGCUCAAUCGCAUCAGCUAACAUAAUGGGGGUUUGCCCGGUUGUUAUUAGCACCCGCUUGCCCUUAUCUCCCCUCCUCUCUGGAUUCUCUCUGAUCGUCUUUACAGACCGAGCAGAGGAGAGAAAAUAGAGCAUUUCUAUCCCGUCUCCUCCUGUAUCCUCUCGUUCUCUGUGGCCUCAUAUGGAGCAUGAGAAAAUAAAAAUAAGUCUGUGAAUUCCCUCUAAUCUUCACUAAAGGACCAGUCUACUUCCUGGAUGCUCCGAUUUCAAAUUCGAAAGUUAUAAAGGUAUGCUAGUGGCUGGGCUGAACAAAGAAAAAGUGUGAGUUAAUGAAAGACUGAAGCUGACUGAACAAAAGACGUGAUUCAAAAAGUUGGACUGAGAUGUGUAAUAAAGCUUUCUGCUUAAAAAAAUCAGUCACUUCACCCAUAGACACGCCUGGUCAUGAAAUACUGACGGUGUCAUCCUCAUUUUAUGAUUUGUAUUUUUCUUUGUGCUUUUUUGAAAGCAGAAUUGUAAUAACACUGAGACCAAUAUUGCUGCCUAAAAGAAAGUGAUUCCUUUAAUUUCUUUAUUUUUAUUGGUUUUAUAAGUCAAAGCUGAUUGGUGGGAUUGAUGUAAAAUGGACCAUAGCCAUUACUGAAGCCUUGCAUCUCAAGGGUGGGGGGACAAAGUGACUUGUUUCUCUGUUAAAAGUUUCCAAAGCUCCUGUCGCUCAUUAUUCCUCCUUCUUUUUUUUGCUUGUUUUUUCACUGUGCGUCUCGCUCCUGCUGAGAAUAACAGCCAAUUAGAGCGCAACAUCAUCGCAUAGGUGUGAAGAAAUCAAAGGCAGGGAGAGGAGUGAGUCUGCUGCGAGUUGUUGCCAGGAGCUGUGCGGUAUGUGUUUGUGUGUGAGCGGCGGGCGCUUUGGAAGCCUCAACUCAGAAAAAUGCUCCAAGCAAAGAACUGCUGGUCACCAUGGUGGUGUGGAUGCUUAAUGCAAGGGGUGGUAUUUUACGUUUCCUUGUUUUUUUGUUGACAUUUUUUGAUCAAGCAUCCUUCCCACCUGCUUAAAGUGCCCACACUGCAGCGGUGACCUGCAGGCCAUUGAUGUGAGCAAACCCUGAAGAAGCACAGGGUGAGGUAGCAGUGCCUCUAUGUACUGGGAUCAUAGUUAACGUAACAGAUAUUACAUUAUAUAUGGUAAUUUCUCUGACUACUCUGCGUGAAUGUGCGUGUGUGCGUGUAAAUAGUAUGUACAGUAUGCCUUUGAUUGGCGUAUUUGUGUGUAUGGCUUUGUAAAUAGUACGACUGACUGAAUGAGAGAGUUUUGUGCGUGAAAGGUUCCAUGACCAAUAAUUUUUCGCCAUUUUUCAGUGGUGAGCGGCGGGAUGACUAAGCCUGUCUCACAUUAUGUCACAGCAGUGUGACCAUCACAGUGAUGCAAGCUAAUAAUACUCCCUUCUGCAAUGUUCUUUACCUUUUUAUCCCCCGUUUUUCUCCCCUUCUUCCCAUGGACAUAAAAGGACUGUAUUAUUAUGAUUAUCUAAAAGUUCUAGUUUGUUUUUUACAGUCUGUAGGUGACAUGUCUUUAGCAUAAAACAAAUGGGUUAACAAGACAAUGGCAAAAAAGAUGCACCAAAUCCAACAACCGAUCAGGAAUUUUUGUGCUUUUUCUGAUUUUGAGUUCAAAUAAUUUGUUGUAAAAACAUGGCCAUAUUUGCAUGAACGCGAUCCGUUGAAAACGGAAUCAUUCCUCCAAAAAAAGCUUCAUAUUCAGGCGACAGUUAUUUGAAAAACAUGCACACAGGUCUGCAAAAACUACACUAAAACCAUUGCAGUAUGAAUGCCACGCCAGCAGAUGUAACCAUACAAAAUGGCUAGCAUGUGCACGUUUGUAUGGAUGGACAACUAGGUGGGGUUGCAGCUAAGAACUGAGUAAAUUUAUAAAGAUGUUCCCAGGCCACUAUUUCCCUAUUUGUCUAAACGUGCAUUAAAAUUGCAUUAAAUGGACUGGUCUAAAGUGGGGAAAUAGUUCAGGAAACAGUCAGAUUCAUCACAUCAUUGUGUCAGAAGAUAAAUGAAGUGAUGGUGCUGUGCUGAGUAUAGUAUGGCUAAAGUCAGCAACUAGCUCCACCAGCCUUUGUUCCUCUUAGCAGAUUAAUAUCAUGCUCAGUGUGGUUACUCAUCACUUCGUUGAGUAGUUAUGCAUGAGUGUACCCCCAACAUCUUACAUCCUUCCUCGUUUCUAUUUAACAGUUAGAAACACUGCCAUACUGUGCUGUUCCUACAUGCUAAAUGCUAAGCUUCUCAUGUUUACAUCCAGCAAAGAGCAGUUUGGAAAGCUCUGGCAGGAAUGUAACAGCCUUUAACUGAUGUGCAGUGGCUACUUGUGCAAAACUUUACAGCCUCAGUUCGAGACAGUCUGGUUGCAGAUCGUACGCUACUCUCACAGACCGUUCAUCUAAGGGGCUGUCUAUCUCUAAAAGAAGACAGUUGUUUGCCAGUGAACGAUUUUUUUCUUUUUUCAAAUUCUUAAACACAGUCUUGCAGUUACAUUCAUGAAAUAACCACAAUGCAAAUAUUACAGACUAAGAAAAAUUUCAUGAAUAAAACAUAAAAUGAGAAUAAGAAAAUGGGAUUACAUUAUAGAUAGACCUAUUUUAGAAGUAGUUAUAGGAACAGUGGUUUGCUUUAAUUCCCGUAGCUUUUGCCAGAGCUAACAUGGCUAUACUGCCUACAUAAUUAACAUUACUACAUAAGCCAAUGUAGCUAAUUAAGCUUUCGCAAUGGGAGGUUUAGCUAUGAGAGCUUUAGCACAUGUAGCUACCUAGCUUACGUAGCAGCUUUGUGAGCUAAGUUUUGGCUUUGUGGCUCUUUUAGCUAGUUACACAAACCGUGGCUCAUUUUAAUUCUGUUUGCUUUUUCUUAAGCUAAUAUGGCUAUGCUAGCUGCAAAAUUACAUUACUACAUAAGCCAAUGUAGCUAAGUUAGCUUUAGUAACAGGAGGUUUAGCUAUGGGAGCUUUAGCAGAUGUAGCUAACGCUAACAUAGCUACAUAGAGAAUGUAGCAAUCUAGCUCACAUAAUCGCUCUGUUAGCUUAAGUUUAGCUAUGUUAGCUAUGUAGCUACAGUAGCUAUGUUACCUAUGCAGCUAACGUAGCCACGUAAGCUAUGCAGACUGUUUACUAGACUUUAUUAAAUGUUUUGUAAACAGGUUUCAGGUCUGGUUUAAUCGUUACCUUUACCCUAAACAGCAGUUUAAUCCAGUUUUAUUUUGAAUACAUUCAAAAAAUAUUCAGCGUCUCAGAUGAACGGUCUGUGAGAGCGGCUGUCAGAUGAACAGUCUGCAGCCAGACCUCCCUCACUCAGUCAGGUUGUGAAAUGAACCAAGUCACUUGACGUGAGGUUGUGGCAGUAGCAGCAUGCAGAACACAUCCAUCUGGUAUGAAAGCUGUGAUGCAGACACAAGCAGCAAACAUGCACCUAGUCUGAAACUGGCAUCUAAUGCACAUGUGCAAAGAGUGGAGGCAGUGCUGUGUUGCUAGUUCUACAUGGCAUCUUCAAAACUUUUUCAGGCACCCAAAAUACGGUUGUGAUGAAAACAGCCAAAAUUCAGAAAGUGGUUCCAGUUUUCAAGUUGAACCAUUGUCAUGUAAACAUGGCCUUAAUCUCUGAUUGGACAAUUUAUUUUCUUAUGAGAAAAGGGUUUCUAGCUUUCUCCGGUUAAAACGACAAACAUCAUACCUACAUACAUUAUCAUUGUGAUUGUCAGACUGCAUUCCCAGCACAAACCUUAGAAAAAAACUCAGUUAUCCUGCAGCUGCUUGUAUCUUCAAAGGAAAUGUUCAUGACCUCUCAGGUGUCAGCUGUCUGGCAGGGAAGAUAACAUAUUUACCCCGGGCAACUCCUAACAUUUAAACCUAAUAUUUCCAUAGAUUGUAACAGUCACUGGAAUGACCUGAGUAGUCUACUCCAGCAAACAAAAUGUGUGGAAAUAGUGGAUAUAAGUGCUGCUUUUAUUCCAGGUUAAUGUUGACUACAUAUGUAAUCCUCAAGGAAAAUAUAACAUUUUCCCUGAAGCAUACAUGGAGAAUGCUUUGUGAAGAAAUCACUGAGUAACAUACAGAGUGCUGGGGUCUUGGAUGUUGCAAUAAAAUUGCAGAUUUUACCAGAUAUGUCAAGCCCAUAAUGUCACAAAUUAAACUUUGACUAUCUCUACUCGGCCCAUAAGGGUUUAUUAUGAAAAGACAGAUAACUUAAUACCCUUGAUUGACUGUAAGGGCUACUCUUUUUCAGAGGAUCAGUCUGAUAGCAUCACGUUUUCACCUCUUAAAAUAACAAUUCUGCACUGCGGCUUCUUGUAUUUAAAGCAAGCGUCUUGCGAAAUAUAAAAUGUGCUGCACAUCUUGUUCCAAUUUGUCAAACAUCAGUUCCAGGAAAUGUUGGUGCAGGAUGUAAUCUUUAAAAGUGUUUCUACCAUGUCUUUGAAUUUAAGCUCAUCAUAUUCAGAAAUUUAAGAGAUCAAGAAAGAUUUAUGUGCCAUAAAAUGUUAUGAAAACCCAAGUUUAAUGAAAGGAGAAUGUAAAGGAGAGGGGGGGUAGACAUGUCACAGCUAGAUUCAAUCAAACUGAAUGUAGUCCAGGUUUGAUGUCAUCCAGGGGGCAGUGGGAGGAUGCCAGUAUGCCUCCCUGGUAUUAAGAAAUCAAAUGCUGCAUGUUGACGAUUGAUUUCUAUUAGAAUUUAAAAGGAAAGAGAAACAAAUAAUUUAGCCACCCACCAGCCUCCUUGUUAAAUUUCCAUUAAUCACCCCCGAAUCCUCCCAUGUCUCUCGUUUUUGAUCAGCUCCUUUCGAAUCAGGGAUGAUUCAUGAAGGGAAGGAGGGGAGAACAAGGAGGGGAUGAUGAAAGGUUCUGGGAUACAUCCAGAGUCAAUAUGCUGCUUUUUGUGUAGCCUUCAAAGUCGAGCAAAUGGAUAUAGGAAGCGAGAUCUCCCUUGUUUUUUAUGUAUUAACUUCUCCUUCAUUGUGUUCUUGAAAACACUGCAGCCUCCAGGCGUUUUGCCCACAGCUUCAUUUUUUUCCAAAGUCAGAUUCAGAGCGUGUUUGGUCUCCAAACCAAUAUCUGGUUUAAUACAAAACUGAUCUCCAGCUUGGGAGUGUUUUUUCUAUUUUCAGCGUUCCAGUCCUCAAACAGACUCCUGUGUGUGGAAGACAAAAAAAAAAACUCCUUUCACUGAAAUGAUUCCAGGAAAUAAUGCUGUAAAGCUCUACUCUUCUGUCUCAUCAUCAUGUAUAUCUGAUGUCUUAACAGCGUUUUCCUUUGUGACAGUGAAGCAGCCCAGGUGUCGCUAACAUCAACCUGUUUUGUUAUUUUUUUUAAAGAUGUGUUAAAGAGUGAUAGAGACUUGUUUGUUUUUUGGGGGGGAGGGGGGAUCGGUGUGCAGUCUGUCUCUGGCUCCUUCUGUAUGCAUCAUCCUGGGUUUGUUUCUUUAUGAUUGCAAAAAUGAAUCAUCAAGCCACCAAUUAAAAUAUUUCAUUUUUACAGA